This is a messenger RNA of Ramularia collo-cygni, 1182 nucleotides long. RefSeq names its product probable 3-methyl-2-oxobutanoate dehydrogenase (lipoamide)E1 beta chain precursor. Bases 1 to 1182 code for a protein of 393 amino acids. The transcript has a single exon. Gene Ontology annotation, molecular function: catalytic activity. The record is from RefSeq and is a predicted model, not a curated record. NCBI's taxonomy places the organism in Eukaryota, Fungi, Ascomycota, Dothideomycetes, Mycosphaerellales, Mycosphaerellaceae. Gene Ontology annotation, biological process: branched-chain amino acid catabolic process; response to nutrient.
AUGGCACGGCCUCUGCGUAACCUGGUAGAUGUUGCACGCAUAGCACCGUCAUCAUUUCGCCGCCAUUACGCCUCGCAUCCCCCACAAGCCCGCCUGAAUAUCCCCACCGACUAUGCCUCGACUCCGCUUCUUCACCAAACCUCAAAAUCAGCACUUGCAAACCAGGAAUUGCCAGAAGAAGCUCGUAAUGGCACUACCAGCAGACAGAAUCUCUUUUCAGCAAUCAACUCGGCUCUGGCGCAUGCCCUGCGUUCAGAUCCUCGAGUGCUGCUAUUUGGGGAAGACGUUGCCUUUGGUGGCGUGUUCAGAUGCUCGAUGAAUUUGGCSUCGGAAUUCGGUGAUGCCCGGGUGUUCAAUACGCCCUUGAGUGAACAAGGCAUUGUUGGUUUUGCCAUUGGAGCUGCUGUGGAAGGGAUGAAGCCCAUCGCGGAAGUGCAAUUUGCAGAUUAUGUCUAUCCAGCUUUUGACCAGAUCGUCAACGAAGCUGCCAAGAUUCGAUAUCGCAGCGGUGUGAACGCAGAGUCGCAGUCGUGCGGUGGUCUGGUCAUUCGGAUGCCGGCUGGAGGCGUUGGUCAUGGAGCCCUUUACCAUACGCAAUCCCCCGAAUCUUUGUUUACGCACAUUCCGGGAGUGAGAGUUGUGGUGCCGAGAUCACCAACACAGGCAAAGGGACUGCUGUUGGCGGCGGUUGAAUGUCCGGAUCCUGUCAUAUUCAUGGAGCCCAAGAUCUUGUAUCGCGCUGCGGUAGAGCAUGUCCCUGCGGAGCCCUUCACACUGCCCCUCAGUAAAGCGGAGGUUCUCAAAGAGGGCAAGGACGUCACCAUCAUUUCCUACGGAACUCCUCUAUACACCUGUCAGAACGCCAUCACGGCCGCAGAAAAGGAACUGAAGUGUUCUGUCGAGUUCAUCGAUCUACGCACCAUCUAUCCAUGGGAUAGAMAGACUGUCAUGGCUUCUGUGCGGAAGACGGGCCGCUGCAUUGUUGUACACGAGAGCAUGGUGAACGCUGGAGUGGGAGCCGAAGUCGCUGCAACAAUUCAAGAAGGCUGCUUUUUGCGACUAGAGGCUCCAGUACAGCGCGUGGCGGGUUGGUCAACACACUCGGGAUUGAAUUAUGAAAAAUUCAACAUUCCAGAUGUCGCCAGAGUAUAUGAUUCGAUCAAGAACGUCCUGGAGUACUGA